GUCAAAAAAUUAAUUCUAAUGUUUGCAACUAGUACUUUUGAAAAUUUAUUAAAUAUGUCAAAAAUACGUUAAUUGUGGGGAUUUUUGAGGAACUGAAAAACGUCCAGGCUUGGAAAAAUGGAUAAUUAAACUACUCCGAAACAACUCGAACUGACGUAACGAUUAAAAAUGACAAUAAUAAAACAUUUUUUACUGAUGUGGUCAAUUUAGAAAGAAAUAUGAUAUUAAAAUCGAUGAAGAGUGAACCGUUAUUUUUAGAAGGUUCGAAAAUGGAUCAAAUCGAAAAUCAGUUCUGCCGUUUUCUAUUCGUAGACGGAUAGAAUCUGCGUAGAAUACUAAUGUAAACAUCUCAUACCUCACCGACUUCAAUUAAUGUGGAUUAAUUUGCACAAAGCCUUUCCGAACAACCUCUUUCGUUGUAAGCGAUUCCGAUUUGUCAUAACUUACAGCCGGGUCUUAGAAACGGCAAAUUAAUGAUUACGGAGCACGUCUUGAAUGGUUUCGAUCGAAAUUAUAAAAUAGUUUUUAUAAGAUAAUUGGUCAUUACUACUACACUUUUAGGUACGGGUCGCCGUCGUACGGAUUUCGAAUAGAUUUUCAUACUUUUUAAGCGCUGAUCGUCGUUGAACGUCAAAAACAUAACCUCACUUUUCUAAUAUAGUUUGUGGUUGCUUAAAAAUGACUUAUCUGAGGUUUUCUUAUUGAAUCCAAACGAAGAAAUCAAGAUCAGAAUUGAAAUGACUCGAAAGGCAUUAAAAACGUGGUUGCGAACCUUCAUUGAGAAGACGACACGAGAAGAAAAAGAAGAUUGAAAAUUUUUUGCUCCAAUAGAAAUCCAAUGAAAUCAGUCAUCUGAUUAAAGGCAACCAAUCAGUACAUUGUAUUGAAAACCCAUGGGAUAUUUCACUUUAUCACGUUGCCAUGGAUACAUAUUUUGAUUCGUUUCGAUUUUGACGUUUCAAAUGUUUGACAUUUCAAAAUGUCACGAGAAUAUUAAUGAAAUUUUUGAACCAAACAUAUAAAAAAACGGUUAAAGGAAACAAAGUAAUGAGUUACCAAUCAAUUGAAUUGAAAAAUUAUAAUAUUCUUUUAUAAAAAAGCGUUCUUUAAAUUUUAAAUAUUAGUUUCAUUUACAUGAAAAUAAAUUUAGUUCAAAUUGUAUUAGGAAAACAAUAAUUUUAUUAUAUUUACAAGGCAAUAAUUUCUUUUCUGAAUUAUCUUAAUUUUUUUAUAUAAUCAGAAUAAUUUUUAUAUAGCACGCCUAUGGUAAAGGGGGGAUAUCGCCGUACGCCAUAUGCAACAAUAAUCGCGGGCACAGAUCUCAGUUGUGCGGUAGUCGCAGUCUACUUAUUUUACGCAUAUUACUUAUUAGGCGUUUUGUCCACUGCGAUAUCUUUGUCUCGUUUUCCCAUCUUUUUUCCCACGUUUUUACUCUGGUUCUGAUUUUUCUUAUAUUUUGUUCGUUUUCGGUGUUUAGCCACACUGGUGCCCCACAAAAUCAUGUUCUUUACUUUUUAUUUAAUGAUUCUAUACGUUUCUUUCUAAACCUUACACUUUUGUUUGUUUAGUAUUCUUGCUUCAAUAUAAUUUCGUCUGAAUUUUUCUAUACCAGCUUUUAAAUUAGACUUGUUGUGUUUUCUACAAAUUCAUUUGGUUCUCUAUAUAAGUUUAAUUAACAAUGAUAAAUUUAAUAAUUUUAAUUUCAUAACUAUAAAAUAAAUGUUAUGUGCGUGACUUGGAAACGUUUUUUUUUAUUGCCGUGAUCACAUAUUCUCCUCCCUUUUGUAUAUAAAGUAAUUGAAUACAACGUAAUUUCAUAAAAAAUUGUAAUUAAAAUUCUAAAUUGGUAUUAUUGAUUAUUGAUUUUGACAGCCCGCCAUUUUGCCUAGAGAAUAAGCGUAGGGAUUUAGGUUAUGAAAACGCGUAAUUAAUUAAGAUUUUUAAUGAGAAUUAACGAAAUAAGAUAUUAAUUAAGUGAUUAAGUAAUAAUUUUAUUAUUAAAAUUAUAAAUAAUUCAAUUCUGCUGUACCAUUUUUACGUUUGUAAUGAAAUUCGCGACGUAUUGUUUGUGUAUAAAUGUUUGUAGUGAAAAGUUUUGUGUUGAAUCUAUUGAAAGUGAAACAAAUAAUAGUGUUUAUAAAGGAAAAGUGAAUAUUAAAAGUGCAUAAAUAAUAGUUAAAUAUGAAGUUGAGUUGAAAAUAAUGGAUGGUAAAGAUUGAUACAACUUACAAGUUCUUUUGAAUUGUAGAAAGCAUUCAAACAACAAUUUGUUUAUAUUCAAUUGCAUUAAAAUGUUUUUUCCGUUACAGAAAGGACCUUCGAUUGUGGAGAAAUUCUCAAGAUGCCACCAGCUGAAGAAGUUCGAAAAAGGUCAACCUCUGAUUACAUCUUUGGUAAAGUUCUAGGAGAAGGAAGUUUUAGUACAGUUUAUUUAGCUAAAGAUAUACAUACGAACAAGGAACAUGCCAUUAAAGUUGUUGAAAAGGCACACGUCAUCAGAGAAAAGAAAACAGAAGCUAUUAUGCGAGAAAAAGAAGUACUGAGAAUCCUAGGAAAUGCUUGUCCUUAUUUUGUUCGUUUAUAUUGGACAUUUCAAGACUCUGAUAGGCUCUAUUUUGUUCUCAGUUACGCCAAAAAUGGUGAUGUAUUAUCCCAGAUUGACAAACACACUCACCUCAGUAUUGAGUGUACUCGAUAUUAUUUAGCAGAACUGAUUUUAGGCUUAGAAUAUUUACAUAGUAAAAAUAUUAUUCACAGAGAUUUGAAACCGGAAAAUCUUCUGUUUGACGAAAAUUGGCACAUUUUAAUUACCGAUUUCGGUAGUGCUAAAAUCGUUUCGUCCGAAAAUGGUCAUGAAGAAAGGAAUAAUAUUAGAUCAGAAAAUAAAUAUCCUUAUCGAAGACGUAAUAGUUUUGUAGGUACAGCUCAGUUUGUUAGUCCCGAAAUGCUAGCUGAAACUGCCUCUAGCUUUGCAUCUGACCUUUGGGCCCUUGGGUGCAUCGCUUAUCAAAUGGCUUACGGACAAAUGCCAUUCACAGGUGGUAGUGAAUAUAUCAUCUUCCAAAAAAUUUUAAAAUUAGAUUACACCUUUUCUGAAGACUUUCCGAGAGGAGUAAAAGAUUUAGUUGAACAAUUGUUAGUAUUAGAACCUAAUAAUCGACUUGGCGCUCGUGAUGAAAGAUGUUAUUCUAGUUUAAGACAACAUUCAUUCUUCAGCGUACUGAAUUGGGACGAUCUAGGUCCUCCUCCUAAAAUAUCAGAAGAUACCGUCGAAGAUAUGGUACAUGAAAUUCCGGAUGAUUUAGAACCAGGUUUAGAUCCAGAACAAGUUUCCAGAUUGCAUUUAAGCUUGUUAACGCCCAAUCCUGUAGUGAAUAGAAAAAAAUCUCCUCCUAAUAGAAAAAUUACAGAUCUAACAGAUACGGAAAUCCAACAAAGAUUAGAAGCCCAAAAGACCAACAUUUAUCAUAGUUUCGUUGAAGAUAAUCUCAUAUUGAAACAGGGAUUUAUCGAUAAGAAAAAGGGAUUGUUUUCGAGGAAGAGAAUGUUUUUAUUGACCUUAGGUCCUCAUUUAUACUACGUAGAUCCUGUUACGAUGACACUCAAAGGGGAGAUACCUUGGAGUAGUGAUAUUAAAGCCGAAGCCAAGAAUUUCAAAACUUUUUUUAUUUAUACGCCUAAUAGGAAAUAUUAUCUUGAGGAUCCUGAGGGGUACGCUUUGGAAUGGUGUAAGGCUAUUGAAGACUUGAAAAAUUACUAUUUCUCAGAUGAGACUUGAUUAUAAUUAACUUUUUUUAUAUAUCCUUCAAUAUUUAUUAUUAAAUUAUUUUUCCUUUAGGUUUAUUGUAGGUAAAUUGUUAUACUAUUGUUGGGUAUCGCAUUAUCGAAUUGAAAAAAAAAAAAAGGAAAUUUAAUGGAAAUAAAAAUUUUCAACUUUCAAAUUCUCAAAUAGUAAAUAGAUAGUUCCCAUGAGAGGAGACGAAGCUUUAGGAGCGUAAAAUUUACCCCACCCACUGUUGUUUAAUGUUUCCUUAUAACGGAACACGGUAACAUGCAAGAAUAUUACAGACACUUCGGUCUAAAGAAACCCGUAGGAAAUGUGGAAUGAAACUGAAGAUCAAUAUAAUGAGUCAUUGCCAAAUAUUUCAAAGAAUAAUAGCAAAAAAUGUUAACAGUUUGGCAAAGUAAAUAAAAAAACCUUUCUAGAAACUGGUUAAAUAAAACAUCAUUAACAAAUCGCCACUAUUAUAAAAACAUAUAUAAAAACAAACAUCAAACGAAUUCCACGAACCGGCGCAUUCGCCAUAAUUUGGAUUUCCAUUGUAAACUGAACAGGAUCGGCUUCGCGGUACAUGUCGUGGACGAGUUUGUAACGUAAUGAGUUAUUCGUUAUGUAGUUAUGCAGUUUUCUUUAUUUUGUUUUAAAUCUUUUUUCUUCCAACAUGGAUGAUCAUAUUGGUAGACUACUGUGUGUUCAAUGCCAACAAGUAUUCCCCAGAAGACGAAAUUCGCCAUUCUCUUUUGCUUUGUUAAUAAAUCUUCUGCCUUAAGGUCGUUUACUGUAGAGGAAUACAGGAUUAAAUCAUCAGUUUGAUUUAAGACACUUUUCCAACGACGGAAAUUAUGAACUAUUAAACUUAUUUUGAAUGAAUACACUUUUCGACAGUUCAAUAUCAAGUAAUAUGUGAAAAUACUAACUUUUUUGACUUAAGACGGUUUUCAAAAGGAUGUGCGAUACUGAAAACCACCCUUUUUGUAAAUUAUUGAAAUAAUUCCUCGGAAAACUGUCUUAACUCAACUUAAUAUCUUUUAAAAUUCGUUUACUGUAGAGUAAUUCAGUAUUAAAUAAUCAGUUUGAUUUAAGACACUUUUCCAACGACGGAAAUUACGAACUAUUGAACUUAUUUUGAAUUAAUACACUUUUCAACAGUGUUUUUUGAGUUCAACAUCAACUGAUAUGUAAAAAUAGUAACUUAUUUUGACUUGAGACGGUUUUCAAAAGGAUGUGUGAUACGUAAAACUGCCCUUUUUGUAAAUCAUUGAAAUAAUUCCUCGGAAAACUGUAUUAACUCAAAUUAAUAUCUUAUAAAGGUCGUUUACUGUAAAUCAAUACAGUAUUACAUCAUCAGUUUGAUUUAAGACACUUUUCCAACGACGGAAUUCCAAUGAAACCUCAAUUUUUUUUUCAAUUCGAUCAUGAACUACGCCAUAAUUUAUUACAUUGUUUGAUAAAGCGUCCCGCGAUUGGAUGUAUGUACGAGUCCUUGAAGAAUUUGUACGGAAUUGUUGCUUAUACUAAAAGUUUGCAAAGACAAUAAUGACAUGUUUUACAUCGUUGCCAGUUUGUAAUUUUAUCCAGUAGAUUUUCUUCCAUUACAUUCAUUUCAAUCAAUUAUCGAGCAGCCUAACGAACUGUCAAAAUCAGCUGUUGCAAAAUGGCCGCCGUGGGGUAAACAAAUGCUUGUGCCGUAAGUUUCCGCGAGGUUGAGUUCAGAGUUUAUUAUUUCCGGUUCUAUUACUAACUUAAAGAGUUGCUACUUGGAUAAAUGCGAAAUUUUCUCCUAGAAACAUGAUUUUUUUUAUUGGGUACAUAAAUAGAGAAAAUAUUAAA
Messenger RNA from Diorhabda sublineata, 5611 nucleotides. It is a transcript of the gene Pdk1, whose product is annotated as 3-phosphoinositide-dependent protein kinase 1. Bases 2342 to 3778 code for a protein of 478 amino acids. The transcript is spliced from 7 exons. Gene Ontology annotation, molecular function: protein serine/threonine kinase activity; ATP binding. NCBI's taxonomy places the organism in Eukaryota, Metazoa, Arthropoda, Insecta, Coleoptera, Chrysomelidae. The record is from RefSeq and is a predicted model, not a curated record. Gene Ontology annotation, biological process: peptidyl-serine phosphorylation; intracellular signal transduction.